GAUACCGUCAUGUAGGCCUCGUAGCCCACAGUGUUCAUGGUUUAGACACGCCCACUCUUGUGACACGCCCACUUUUAUAAAUUAACCCCUUCUCCAGUCGCAGCGGCAACAGCCAAUAGGAAACCAGCACCAAAAUACUAUUUACAGUGUCAUAACACAGGAAAAGCACUGUAUCGCACCUGAAGAGAUGCACAGAGUUCAUUCUGUAGCUCAUUCUGCUCUUAUUUACCUCAGACGCCAUGGACUCGCUUUCACGGCUGGAACAUGUUAGCAGCUUUGCAGUGCUUUUGACGGUCUUCUCGUUAGCGUUUUACCUGGCUAGGUUUUAUCAGAGGCAAGCGGGCAUUUACAAAAACAUCCCUCCAGGUCCGAAACCAUGGCCCGUAGUGGGCAACUUCGGCGGCUUUCUUGUCCCUGCAGCCUUUAGGAAAAACAAUGGACAGCCAUAUAAAGACGUGAGCGUCUUGACGGCCCUGACAACCCUCGCUAAGCUGUACGGUAACGUGUACAGCCUGUUCUUGGGGAGUCAGCUGGUGGUCGUGCUGAACGGGUACGAAGAGGUGAGGGAUGCUCUGUCCAACCACCCCGAGGUGUUCUCAGACAGACCAGACAUCCCCUCCAUCUCCAUUAUGACUAAACGCAAAGGAAUAGUCUUUGCGCCGUACGGGCCAGUGUGGAGGAAGCAGCGUAAGUUCUGCCACGCGACGCUGCGGAGCUUCGGCCUGGGCAAGCUGAGUUUGGAGCCGUGCAUCCAGCGAGGCCUGCUCGCCCUCAAGGCGGAGCUGCUGAGGCUGAACGAGGAGUGCGGCGGCGCCGGCGUGGACCCGUUCCCGCUCAUUGGCAACGCCAUAUCGAACGUCAUCUGCUCGCUGGUACUCGGCCGGCGCUUCCACCACGGGGACCCCGAGUUCCGCACCAUCCUGGGCCUGAUGGCGCGAGAGCUGGAGAUCUCCGUCAACAGCCCCGCCGUCCUCAUCAACGCCGUUUCUCUGCUCUACUAUCUGCCCUUCGGGGUCUUUAAGGAGUUACGGCAGGUGGAAAGAGACAUCACCGUGUUCCUCAAGAGGAUUAUUGCAAAUCAUCGGGAGACUUUAGAUCCAGAGAAUCCCAGGGAUCUCACAGACAUGUACUUGAUAGAGAUAUUGGCGCAGCAAGCUGCAGGAGAGAUGGACAGCAGCUUCAAUGAAGAUUAUCUCUUUUAUGUAAUAGGAGACCUCUUUGUUGCUGGCACUGACACUACGACUAAUUCAGUUUUAUGGACUCUGCUUUAUAUGGCUUUAUACCCUGACGUUCAAGAUAAAGUCCAGGCAGAGCUCGAUGAAGUUGUGGGCAGACGCCGGCUCCCGUCGUUGACCGAUAAGGGAAGUCUGCCUUUCACCGAAGCCGCCAUCAUGGAAGUGCAGCGGCUGGCUGUCGUGGUUCCGCUCAGCAUUCCUCACAUGGCCUCGGAGACGACAGAGUUCAGAGGCUACACUAUUCCCAAGGGAACGGUUAUUGUGCCCAACCUGUACUCCGUCCACAGAGACCCUGCUGUGUGGGACGAUCCGGACACUUUUAACCCCAAACGCUUCCUGGAUGAUGAAGGAAAGCUGGACAAGAAAGAGUUUUUUGUGCCGUUUGGAAUUGGUCGUCGGGUGUGCAUGGGCGAGAAGCUGGCUAAGAUGGAGCUCUUCCUGACGGUCAGCGGCUUGCUGCAGGCCUUCAGAUUCAGACUCCCGGAGGGGAAACCUCCUCCGUCUCUGCAGGGACGCUUUGGUCUGACGCUGGCUCCGUCUCCUUUCACCGUGUGUGUGAGCGCUCGGAGUGAGGACUGAGGGACGCACUUCAUCUAGGACACUUUAAAAUGACAGAUGUUACUGACUGGAGUCUCCUGAGGAGCUACUAUAAUGGUACAGAUUGAGUUUAUUGUUUUUGAUCUAACAUAUUUACAUGUUUUACCUAAACAGUGACACAGAUGUGCAGAUGACAAUCCAAGUCACUUUAAUAGAUUAUUGUCCAGAUCAUUCAAGGAAUUAUGGAGUGAACAAUUAUAAAAAGUUAUGAAAAAAAACCCACAAAUCAUAAGGUCAAAAGUGUUUUUGCACAUAAAGUAUUUUGUAUAAAAACAUAUUAUUUACCUUUUUUUUCUCAGAGCACUAUUUGAAAAAUGUUUGUUUUAAUGGAAAAAAUGUUUGUAUUUAAAUUUUUUUUAAAUUAUUUAGUUUAAAAGAUUGUUAAAAAUAAUUCCAGGUGCCUUUUGUGAUUCUGUAUAAAACUAGUUGAAUAUCUGUAUCAAUAUUUUAUCAUAGUCAUGUUUUAUAACCUGAACCUGUACUAAAAAUAUUUGCACAUUUGAUUAUUUAAGAAAUGCUUUUUUCCUGCUCUAUGAAGUUUAAAAAUAUUUAAUUUGGCAUUUUGGUGACCUUUGAAUUGCAAUCGAUUAUUGUAAAUAUUAUGUUGAGAUUAUAAAGAAAAUCACUGUUUAGUUUUGUUUUUCAAAAUUAUAUUUUUGUCACUUAACAGUUUAGAAAAAAAUAUUUGCUUUGGAUAUUUUAGGAAAAUUUUAAAUGUGAGAAAGGUUAUUGAACAAAAUGCGCUUUUUUAUAGAUGCUAAGAAGGGUUUAUAUCAGAAAAAUUAAGAAAAAAAAUUCAAUACAAAGUCAAUGUGAAACUGAUUUUAUAUUUAAAUGAUUUUAGGAAAUUGUUAAUGAUUACAAAGUAACUUAAAGAAAGAGUGCAGUUCUGCUCUGACCAGCAGAGAUCAGUGUUGUUUUUAUUGAAUAAAAAAUCAGAAAUGUUCUUGUUGAAAUAUUUUGUUUUGCUUUGCAUUUUAAAGAGUCAACUUUUAGAACUCCACAUUCUAUUUUAUUUUUAAAGGGACUUAUUUAAUUACUUGUUAAUACAUGUCUAAAAAUGUGAAAUACCAAACACCAUAAAAAAAACAUUUUCUUAUUUAUACGUUAAUUAUUUUAAAUGUUUCAUAUUUUAUGACAUAUUUCUUCACAAAUUUGUUCUGUUCAUUCAAACCUGUUUGUGCUCAAAACAACAACAAUAAUAAAAACAGCAUUG
Messenger RNA from Austrofundulus limnaeus, 3048 nucleotides. It is a transcript of the gene cyp2u1, whose product is annotated as cytochrome P450, family 2, subfamily U, polypeptide 1. Lineage: Eukaryota; Metazoa; Chordata; Actinopteri; Cyprinodontiformes; Rivulidae. Bases 240 to 1814 code for a protein of 524 amino acids. The transcript has 5 exons. Gene Ontology annotation, biological process: xenobiotic metabolic process. The record is from RefSeq and is a predicted model, not a curated record. Gene Ontology annotation, molecular function: steroid hydroxylase activity; iron ion binding; oxidoreductase activity, acting on paired donors, with incorporation or reduction of molecular oxygen, reduced flavin or flavoprotein as one donor, and incorporation of one atom of oxygen. Gene Ontology annotation, cellular component: cytoplasm; intracellular membrane-bounded organelle.